UCAUCUUUUCUGCUUCCUCCACGCCGCCGGUAGAAAAUCUUCUUUGUUUCUUUUACAGAAGAAGGAUUCGAAGUCUUCUUCUUUCGCUUUAUAUUCAGAAGUAUAUGUUUGUGAGCUCGUCUUUCAGGCCUCUCACUCGACUGCUUUCCUCGCCCCGGCUCUUAUCCCGUUUCUCCCAAUCCACAUCCACAAUGACUCAGUCCACGAGCAUGGCGGCCACCGACUUCAAGAGUGAGUACAGCAGCUCUGGCGCACCUCUGCGAGCUAGAUCGUGGGUUUUACUGUACUAGACCUGUGCUGACGACGUUUAUUUUGCUCGGAUUAGGUGACACAGUCACCACGCCCACAGAAUCAAUGCUGCAGGCAAUGCUCACCGCAACCCACGGCGACGACGUCUACAAAGAAGACAAGACCACCAACGACUUUCAGGAGCGCGUGGCCAAGAUGGCUGGCAAACCCGCCAGUCUGUUUGUUGUCUCUGGCACGAUGGGCAACCAGAUCUGUCUCCGCGCACACCUGCACCAGCCGCCGUACUCGAUCCUGUGCGAUUACCGCGCCCACGUGUAUACCCACGAAGCUGCGGGUCUGGCGAUGCUCUCGCAGGCGAUGGUGACCCCUGUUCACCCAAGAAAGACUACCUACAUCACCGCCAAAGAGAUCGAGGAGAACCUGAUUUUGGGUGACGACAUCCACACUGCCCCGACGCGAGUGAUCUCGCUCGAAAACACGUUGGGCGGCACGAUCAUGCCUAUCGAAGAAAUUGCCAAAAUCUCAGCUUUGGCCAAGAAGCACAACCUCAAGCUCCAUCUCGACGGUGCCCGUCUCUGGAACGCCUCGGCCGAGACCGGCAUCCCCAUCUCAGAGUACGGCAAGUACUUUGACUCGAUGUCGCUGUGCAUGUCCAAGGGCGUCGGCGCCCCCGUCGGGACCGUCAUCGUCGGAGAACCAGACUUUAUCCAGACUGCCAAUUGGUUCCGUAAGCAGCUCGGAGGUGGUAUCAGACAGGCUGGCCUGCUGGCUGCCGCCGCUGACGUUGCGCUCACUGAGAAUUACCCCGAGAAGCUCAAGCUCACGCACGAGACCACCAAGAAGCUCGCCAGCGAGCUGCACGAGGAGAUGGGUUUGGAGUUCCAGAUCCCGGUGGAGACCAACUUUAUCUUUUUGGAUCUCGAAAAGGCAGAAAUCGAUCCCGCCGUGUUCAUCGAGGAGGGCGACAAGCUCGGAAUCACCGUCGUCGGCGCGCGCAUCGCGAUCCACCACCAGACUUCGGUGGAUGCUAUAGAAAAGCUGAAGCAGGCUUUGCGAAAUGCGAUCAAGAUCUCCAAGGAUAGACCGAUCGAGAAGCCGGAGGGAUCGCUCAAGUAUGGUGUUUACGAUAAGAUGUAGACGAUUCUGUUGGAUUAUUUUUCGCUAUAGAGGAAGAUGGCUUUGGAUACAGGGAGU
Myxozyma melibiosi is the source of this 1443-nucleotide messenger RNA. Its product is annotated as pyridoxal phosphate-dependent transferase. Gene Ontology annotation, cellular component: cytosol. The transcript is spliced from 2 exons. Gene Ontology annotation, biological process: L-threonine catabolic process; glycine biosynthetic process. Gene Ontology annotation, molecular function: L-allo-threonine aldolase activity. The coding region runs from base 355 to 1386 and encodes 343 amino acids. NCBI's taxonomy places the organism in Eukaryota, Fungi, Ascomycota, Lipomycetes, Lipomycetales, Lipomycetaceae. The record is from RefSeq and is a predicted model, not a curated record.